Molecule: messenger RNA, 2671 nt
Organism: Columba livia (rock pigeon)
Lineage: Eukaryota; Metazoa; Chordata; Aves; Columbiformes; Columbidae
Gene: LFNG
Product: LFNG O-fucosylpeptide 3-beta-N-acetylglucosaminyltransferase
Exons: 8
Coding region: 73-1170 (365 amino acids)
Biological process (GO): regulation of Notch signaling pathway; pattern specification process
Cellular component (GO): Golgi membrane
Molecular function (GO): O-fucosylpeptide 3-beta-N-acetylglucosaminyltransferase activity
Source: RefSeq, a predicted model, not a curated record
CAGGGGCCGGAGGUGGCGCGGGCGGAGCGCGGCCGGUGGCGGCGGCGCGGAGAGGAGAGGAGCGGCGGGAGGAUGCUGAAGAGCUGCGGGAGGAAACUGCUCUUGUCCCUCGUGGGCUCCAUGUUCACCUGCCUCCUGGUGCUCAUGGUGGAGCCGCCGGGGAGGCCGGGACUGGCCCGGGGGGAGGCCGGCGGGGCGCAGCGGGCGCUGCAGAGCCUGGGGGUGGCGGUGGCUCCCCCGGCGGCGCAGGGUCCACCCGGUCUCCGCAGCUUUGCCGAUUACUUCGGGCGGCUGAGCCGAGCCCGGCGGGAGCUGCCUGCCGCUCCGCCGAGCGCCCCGCGGCCGCCGGCCGAGGACAUCUCCCCCCGCGAUGUCUUCAUCGCCGUCAAGACCACCAAGAAGUUUCACAAGGCGCGGCUGGAGCUGCUGCUCGACACCUGGAUCUCCCGCAAUCGCGACAUGACCUUCAUCUUCACGGAUGGGGAGGAUGAGGAGCUGAAGAAACAAGCACGAAACGUCAUCAACACCAACUGCUCGGCCGCCCACAGCCGCCAGGCCCUGUCCUGCAAGAUGGCCGUGGAGUAUGACAAGUUCAUCGAGUCCGGCAGAAAGUGGUUCUGCCACGUGGACGAUGACAACUAUGUGAACGUGCGGAUGCUGGUGAAGCUGCUCUCCAGCUACCCCCACACGCAGGACAUCUACAUUGGGAAGCCCAGCCUGGACCGGCCCAUCCAGGCUACAGAGAGGAUCAGCGAGAACAAGAUGCACCCUGUGCAUUUCUGGUUUGCCACGGGCGGAGCGGGGUUUUGUAUCAGCCGGGGGCUGGCACUGAAGAUGAGCCCGUGGGCCAGCGGGGGCCACUUCAUGAGCACAGCGGAGAAGAUCCGCCUGCCUGACGACUGCACCAUCGGCUACAUCAUCGAGUCUGUGCUGGGGGUGAAGCUCAUCCGGAGCAACCUCUUCCACUCGCACCUGGAGAACCUCCACCAGGUGCCCAAGACAGAGAUCCACAAACAGGUGACGCUAAGCUACGGCAUGUUCGAAAACAAGCGCAACUCCAUCCACAUGAAGGGAGCCUUCUCUGUCGAGGAGGACCCAUCCAGGUUCCGCUCCGUGCACUGCUUGCUGUACCCCGACACGCCGUGGUGCCCCGCCAAUGUGGUUUACUAGGAGGCGUGUGUCCCCUCCAACCUCGUCCCAAAUUUCCCCGGUAUCCGACGGGUGUGCGGGACCUGCGUGCGGGUGUGUGUCGGUCCGGCCUCGCUGCAAGGCGGAUGGACGGACAGAUGUCGUUGCUGUGGUAUUGCACAGUGUGUGUGUACUGAAGGCUGCUGUGCGGCCCCUUGUCCCCUGCCCUGCCUGCCCGGCUGCCCGUGCCCGCUCUGGCCAGGACGGUGCGGCAGGGACGGGUCCUGAGCACUUAACCUCGGGCACCCCCGUGGCGCUGGCGGGUCCCACGCCAUGCGUGGGGCUGGACUGCAGGCACCGCGGGGCUCUGCCUCCCCGGGCUUGCUUCUCCUUUGUUUUAUUUCCCCCCUUCUUGCUAAUGUUCGGUUUUUUUGGUGUGUGCCUCCCUCCCUUGAUUCUAGCCCCAGCCCUGCUCCCAUAACCCCUCACCCUCCCCAUCCUCUUUCCCAGUUCCAAAAUCUCAGCAGCGAAGCUCUGGCUCCCGUUGUGGAUGGAAGGUUUUGCUCCCUGGCUCGGUGGGCAGGCAGGGAAGGCUCCUGGCUGUGGCAAACACUGCUCCAGGGUGCUCUAGAGCUGCUGGGUGCUUGAUGGCUGCACUGGAGGGAGACACCGGGGUGGGCUGUGAGCUGGUGUUGGCAUUAGCUCCAUUUCCCAGAGCUCACUGCUCCUGGCUGAAGUGUUGCUGGCACCUUUGAUCUAUGCAUUAUUUACAGAGGUGAACCUAAAAAACUUUCUCCUUUUGCAAAGGAGCAGUUCAUGGGGUUUGCAUGGGUGUCCCCCACCCUGCUGCAGGGCUAGAGCAUCCUCCAGCUCUGGCCUGGCUGUGGGUGUUGCUGGGGCUGCCAGAGCACCCCCUGCACCCAGCUGGUCGAGCACCCCCUGCAGCACCCAGCCCAGCCAUCGGGCUCUCUGCCCAGGAGGGAUUUAGCUGGGGAGGGAGAGGGACCCUGCACCCUCUGCUGGCCCCCCUGCCUGCCACUGCUGGGAUAAGAGGGCCAAGCCAGAGCUGAACAUUUCUAACCUGAAGCUGAGUGAAAAUAGCCCAUAAUGGGUGUGUUGUAAAUAUGUUAUUGAGCCAGUAUUUUUUUUACUGUGCCUUUUUUUUUAAAAAAAAAAAAAAAAAAGAAAAAAAGAAACCCACACAUUGAGAAAUAUGUAGAUUUUAAAGUGCUUUUUAUACAUUUUCUGUGGAUCGGAAAAAAAACCCCAACAACCCAAGCCCCAACGUUCUGAUAACCUGUUUAAGAAAGAAAAAAAAAUUGCAAUGCCUUAUAACUAUCUCUUACCUUAAUUUAUAUGUUCCAGUAUCUGGAACAUCACUCUGUGCUUUUUGUAACUAGAAUGUGUUUAAAGCAAUAGAUGUGGGAUGGGGAACCAGCAUGAACAGUGUGUUCUCAGGGACUUGAACCCGAUUGGUGCCACGGCGUUCCCGUGGGAGCCAUCACCAAUAAAGCAGCUUUUUUUGCUGACCACAGUCACCUGG